CUAACCUGCCAGCUCCUCCCCAAGAAGACUGUGAAGCACAUGGAUGUGAGGUGGCAGCACUCCGAGCCUGGUACACCUGUGUUUGCACAUCGAGACGGAGCCGAGGUGGCUGAGAUGCAAAUGGAGGAGUCCAGAGGCCAGGUAGAGUGGAUGGAACAUGGCACUGCACAGGGAACUGGGACUCUGAAGAUACACGACAUCCAACUGUCCGACGAUGAGCAAUACUGCUGCCCUUUCCAGGAUAGGAACUAUUGUGGAGAAACAAGCUUGGUGCUCAAACUAGCAGGUGUGGGGUCUGCCCCUAGCAUCCACAUGGAGGGAGCGGUGGAAAGUGAGGUCCAGCUUGUGUGCACUGCACAGGGCUGGUUCCCAGAGCCCCAGGUUUACUGGGAAGACAGCCGGGGAGAGGAGAUGCUGACUGUCUCUGAGCAUCACAUCCGAUUCUACGUGGAGUCCACUCUUGUAGUCAGGGACACCUCUGUAGUGACCAUGUCCUGCUUCAUCCACCGCCCCAUCCUUGCAGAGGAGAAGGGGUCAGUCAUCACUCCCCCAGAGAAACUCCAGACUGAGCUGGGUGAGUAG
Galeopterus variegatus (Sunda flying lemur) is the source of this 582-nucleotide messenger RNA. It is a transcript of the gene BTNL2, whose product is annotated as butyrophilin-like 2 (MHC class II associated). Gene Ontology annotation, molecular function: signaling receptor binding. The record is from RefSeq and is a predicted model, not a curated record. Gene Ontology annotation, biological process: T cell receptor signaling pathway; regulation of cytokine production. Gene Ontology annotation, cellular component: external side of plasma membrane. NCBI's taxonomy places the organism in Eukaryota, Metazoa, Chordata, Mammalia, Dermoptera, Cynocephalidae.